Molecule: messenger RNA, 858 nt
Organism: Camelina sativa (false flax)
Lineage: Eukaryota; Viridiplantae; Streptophyta; Magnoliopsida; Brassicales; Brassicaceae
Product: protein LURP-one-related 15-like
Source: RefSeq, a predicted model, not a curated record
UCACCAAAAAAAAAAAAAGACAUUUCAAAGCAAAGCAAAACAAAAUAGAGAGAGUGUAGUACUAUCCAUUUUGGAGAAGAAAGAAAAUAAUGCAACAGCCCUAUGUGUACGCUUACCCUCAAGGCGGUGGCUCUUCGGUUCCUUUGCCUCCACAAGCCGGAGUGAUAGUAGAUCCAAGGUACUGCUCUCCGCAAGUUUUAGAUCUGGCGAUCGUACGGAAGCUGAUGAAGAUAACGGACGGUAACUUCGUGAUAACGAAUGUGCACGGAAACCUGUUGUUCGAGGUGAAGGACCCGUUGUUUGCUCUUCACGACAAGAGGAUCUUGCUGGAUGCUUCUGGAGCUAAGGUCAUGACUUUGAAAGGGAAGAUGGUGAGCAUGCAUGACAGGUGGCAAGUGUUUAGAGGAGGGAGUACCGAGCCUGGUGAUCUGCUAUACACGGUGAAACGAUCGCAUAUGCUUCAGCUUAAGGCCAAACUUGAUGUGUUUUUAGCUCACAACACAGAGGAGAAGAGAUGUGAUUUCAGAGUCAAAGGGACUUGGCACGAGCGUUCUUGUGUUGUCUACGCCGGCGAAUCUGACACCAUUGUUGCCCAAAUGCACGAGAAGCACACGGUGCAAAGCGUUUUCUUGGGAAAGGACAAUUUCUCCGUCACUGUUUAUCCAAACGUUGAUUAUGCCUUUAUUGCCUCUCUCAUUGUCAUUCUUGUAGAAAUUGAAUAAAAUUCUUGUGUAUAAAUACGUUUGGAAAGCUAUUCUUGUAAGACAACCAAUUCUAUAUUUCUAUACGUUUCCGACAAGUAAGUUAACGUUUGUAAAGCUAUUUUUGUAAGACAACCAAAACUUGUCGACCAAGUAA